Messenger RNA from Penicillium olsonii, 2634 nucleotides. The record is from the annotation of a GenBank genome assembly. NCBI's taxonomy places the organism in Eukaryota, Fungi, Ascomycota, Eurotiomycetes, Eurotiales, Aspergillaceae.
AUGGCUAGCCCACCACCCGUCACCGAGGAUCAGAACCGCCUCCUCGAAGAGGCAUUGGGGGUGGUGAGGCAGCAGUCAAGUCUGAUGCGCAAAUGCCUGGAAACCCCUGGCAAGCUCAUGGAUGGGCUCAAAUGCGGGUCAACUCUCGUCUCUGAAUUGCGAACUCCAAGUCUCGGCCCAAAACAAUAUUAUGAAUUGUACAUGGCCGUCUUUGAUGCAUUGCGACAUCUAUCCGUCUACUUAAAGGAGAACCACCCCGUCAACCACCUCGCCGACUUGUACGAACUCGUCCAAUAUGCCGGCAAUAUUGUCCCUCGACUGUACCUCAUGAUCACUGUAGGCACUGUCUACAUGUCGGUUGAAGAUGCGCCGGUCAAGGAAAUUAUGAAGGAUAUGAUGGAGAUGAGCCGAGGUGUCCAGCACCCAAUCCGUGGCUUGUUCUUGCGGUACUAUCUCUCCGGUCAAGCCAGAGAUCACUUACCGUCAGGAUCCGGCGACGGUCCGGAAGGCAACAUGCAGGACUCGAUCAACUUUGUCCUGACAAAUUUCGUGGAGAUGAAUAAGCUCUGGGUUCGACUUCAGCACCAAGGUCCUUCCCGGGAGAGAGAGCGGAGGAUUCAAGAACGACGCGAACUGGAGCUACUUGUUGGUAGUAACGUGGUCCGCCUGAGUCAGCUCGUGGAUCUCGAGGGAUAUAAGAACGGAAUUCUGCAGGCGCUUCUGGAGCAGGUUGUACAGUGCAGAGAUGUUCUCGCGCAAGAAUAUCUCCUGGAAGUUAUCACAAAGGUGUUCCCGGAUGAGUUCCAUCUCCACACCCUUGAUCUGCUGUUAUCAGCAAUCGCCGGACUCAACCCACAAGUCGACCUUAAGAAAAUUGUCAUUGGACUAAUGGAUCGUCUUUCUUCAUAUGCCGCAAAGGAAGCAGAGGGAGCCGCGGAGCCAGAAGCCAAGAAACAGAGCGAGGAAGAAGCCGUCACUCGCUUAUUGGAGAAGCUUGAGCUUGCGAAAGAAAACAAAGCUACAGAAUCAAAGGAUAAAGGUCCCGCCAAAGACUUGGACGAAGGUUCCACCGAAGAGACCGCCGAAGAGACAACAAAAGAGGGUUCAGAAUCUCUCCAGCCCGCGGCGCAGGAGAACAAACCCGAGAAUGGCGAUGAUACGAAGCCAGGAAUCCCAGCGGAGGUCAAAUUGUACGACAUUUUCUACGACCAGGUGGUCAACCUGAUCAAGAGGCGCGCACUGCCGAUUCAAGAUACAAUGGCGCUAUUGGUAUCACUCGUCAACUUGGCCUUGAAUAUCUACCCAGAACGGCUAGAGUAUGUCGACCAGGUUCUGGACUUUGCAACACAAAAGACCACUGAGUACACAGAUCAUGCCGAUUUGCACUCGGCAGUCACUCAGCAGCAUCUUCUUCAUCUCCUCAACGCCCCGCUCAAAUCCUAUAUUUCCAUCUUUACAGCCUUAGCACUGCCUCACUAUUUGCCACUUCUGGCUUCUCAGUCAUACCCUACCAGGAGGGCUGUCGCCAGCGAGAUUCUCCGCAGUCUUUUGAGAAACAGGAUCUUGGUCUCAACAACAGAAAACCUGGAUCGUGUACUUCAGGCCGUCAGAGUUUUGAUCAAAGAGGGCUUGCAACAGUCAACUGGGUACCCCGGAGCGCAAUCACAGCGACGGGGAGGCGAGACCGACGAAACAGUCGAGGAGCAAGGAUGGCUUGCAAGACUUGUGCACUUGCUCCAGGCAAAGGAUAAUGAUACACAACUUAAGCUUCUUCAAGCAACCCGCAAAGCAUUCGCUGAUGGGAAUGAGCGUAUCCGCUAUACUACUCCCGCAAUUGUGACAGCCUCUAUUCGAUUGGCUCGCAAGUUGAAAUCCCGUGAGCACUACGACGACAAUUGGCAGUCACAAUCAUCGGCUUUAUACCGCUUCACUCACCAGGCCAUCAACAGUCUGUACCAGCGUGUCAAUUCAGGAUGCGCAGACCUGGCACUGCGGCUGUUUGUGAUGUGUGGCGAGGUUGCGGAUCAGACGGGCUUCGAAGAAGUCAGCUACGAAUUCUUUGCGCAAGCAUUCACCAUCUACGAAGACGCGAUCAGUGACUCGCGUGCUCAGUUCCAGGCCGUAUGCAUCAUCUCCGGGGCUUUGCACGGAAGUCGGGGAUUCUCCAAGGAGAAUUACGACACACUUAUCACCAAGGCUGCAUUGCACGGAAGUAAGCUUCUGAAGAAGCCCGAUCAGUGCCGCGCCGUUUACCUCGCAAGUCACUUGUGGUGGGUUGUUGAGAACCCUCAACGUGGAGAGGAUGAUCCCAAGGAUCUAUAUCGUGAUGGGAAACGAGUCCUUGAGUGCCUCCAGCGGGCCCUACGUGUCGCCGAUGCCUGCAUGGACACUGGCGUCUCUGUUGAACUCUUCGUCGAGAUCCUCAACCGCUACGUGUACUAUUUCGAUCAGCAGAACGAAACUGUCACCACAAAGUAUCUGAACGGCCUCAUUGAACUUAUCCACUCCAACCUACAGAGCAGCGAGAGUGAAUCAAACUCUAGCCUCGAUGCCCCAAAGCGUCACUUCGAGCGCACACUGGAAUACAUUCGCUCUCGGGAGUACGAGGGCAUCAUCACCGAUCCUCCCAAAUAA